AUGCCGGAUGCCGUUCUCAACGCCUGCUAUCGCGGCUGCCGGCUGUUUUCCAUCUGCCAUUUUGUGGAUCCUGCCGCCGAGCUGAACGCAACCAGAGCCGAGUGCGAAUCUGCCUGCGUGGAGGCUUACUCGGGAGGAGCGGAGCAGUUUGGCUGCAUGACGGGAUGCCGGACGCAGCUGCCGGAGACGGAGAGCAGAGCAGAAAAGGCUCCAGAUCUGAAACCGGCUUCGUUCUCCGUCUUUGACCUGGUCUCCAAUUUCUGCAAUGACAUCGUCAGCUCAGCCCAAAGUUUCAUCUCCUCGACGUGGACUUUCUACCUUCAGUCGGAUGAUGGGAAAGUGGUGGUUUUCCAGUCACAGCCGGAGAUUGAGUACCCCGUUCCUGAGGUACAGGCACCCAAGUCGGAGGUGUCGGAGAAGGCCUGGACCGUCUCGAACCCCAACACCAUGAAGCCCCACACAGGUCUUCGGGAGAAACUGGAAAAACCUCCUGUCGAGGAACCGAAGGGCAAAGCCAAAGGGCACCCUCCCGUGGAGACCCCACCGUCGGCAGAACAUGACUUCCUGGGCUGCAUGUCCAACCAAUUUGAAGUUUCCUCCGUCCCCAUGGCCAGCCAUAAUCUCGUCGUCUCUCUCUGGCGGGGGGCGUCCGGGUGUUACAGGCGUUCAGGGCUGCCCCGCUGGAUCCUGGCUGCGUGUCUCUUCCUCUCCGUCAUGGUGAUGCUGUGGCUCAGCUGCGCCAGCCUGGUGACUGCCCCGGAUCAGCACGUCAAGACCCAGCCCCUGAGCAUCAACGGAGACAAGGAGUACCUGGACGACAUCGACGGCCCCACACCGUACUCCCUGCGCCCCGUGAUCGCCGUCGCCAUCUGCCCGGCGGACGACAGCGAGGAAGCUGGCCUGCUGCCGGUCAAAGUGGAUCUGGACAAGACGGCUCUCUAGGAGCU
Messenger RNA from Euleptes europaea (tarantolino), 947 nucleotides. RefSeq names its product transmembrane protein 59 like (gene TMEM59L). NCBI's taxonomy places the organism in Eukaryota, Metazoa, Chordata, Lepidosauria, Squamata, Sphaerodactylidae. The coding region runs from base 1 to 942 and encodes 313 amino acids. The record is from RefSeq and is a predicted model, not a curated record. The transcript is spliced from 8 exons.